AGCUCGUCAAAAGUUUCAUUCCUCUCAACCAUCCGACAAGUCGAUUGCCCUGGUGAGCACCAUAUUCAUCAGAACUCGCAAUCAUGGGUAUCUCUCGUGACUCUCGCCACAAGCGCUCCGCCUCCGGUGCCAAGCGCGCCUACUACCGGAAGAAGCGCGCUUUCGAGGCUGGCCGCCAGGGUGCCAACACCAAGAUCGGCGCCAAGCGAAUUCACACCGUCCGCACCCGUGGCGGUAACCACAAGUACCGUGCCCUGCGUCUCGACUCCGGCAACUUCGCCUGGGCCUCCGAGGGCUGCACCCGCAAGACCCGUGUCAUUGCUGUCGCCUACCACCCCUCCAACAACGAGCUGGUCCGCACAAACACCCUGACCCGCAGCGCCAUCGUCCAGAUCGACGCCGCUCCCUUCCGACAGUGGUACGAGUCCCACUACGGCCAGCCCAUCGGCCGCAGACGCCAGAAGGCACAGGCCGCCAAGGAGGGCAAGGAGGUCGAGGAGGUCAAGAAGAGCAAGUCCGUUGAGAAGAAGCAGGCUGCCCGCUUCGCCGCCACCGGCAAGGUCGAGUCCGCCGUCGAGAAGCAGUUCGAGGCCGGUCGCCUGUACGCCGUCGUCACCAGCCGACCCGGCCAGUCCGGUCGCUGCGACGGCUACAUCCUGGAGGGUGAGGAGCUGGCUUUCUACCAGAAGAAGCUGCACAAAUAAACUCGCAAUGGCGUGAGUUCGGGGGAUGGGUGUUCAAGGAUUUUUCGUUGUCUUGGGCAUUUUCAAAGGGCAUCAAGAGCUAUCUACACAUGAAGCAUCGGAUCGGGUCCAUAGGGAAUGAAAAGCUUUUAUGCAUAUCAUGUUAACAUUUUUUUCUUUUCACGUUGUUUCAUCCAAAGAUGAUAAUGAAACAAGAAACAAAAUAAUUCAAAGCACCCUCUUCCCA
Messenger RNA from Trichoderma reesei QM6a, 930 nucleotides. RefSeq lists its product as uncharacterized. The transcript is spliced from 3 exons. Gene Ontology annotation, cellular component: ribosome; cytosolic small ribosomal subunit. NCBI's taxonomy places the organism in Eukaryota, Fungi, Ascomycota, Sordariomycetes, Hypocreales, Hypocreaceae. Gene Ontology annotation, biological process: maturation of SSU-rRNA from tricistronic rRNA transcript (SSU-rRNA, 5.8S rRNA, LSU-rRNA); translation. Bases 84 to 704 code for a protein of 206 amino acids. The record is from RefSeq and is a predicted model, not a curated record. Gene Ontology annotation, molecular function: structural constituent of ribosome.